UCUCCUUCAGUGGAUCCACACUGUCCUUUCUCUCUUUCUCUCUUGGGCUCUAUUUAAACCUUAAAACUGUGAUGAAAAAGCAACACCUCGGCUAAGAAAACCUUUCAGAAAAUGCUUCACCAGUGCAGCCUUUGAGAAAACACCAUUUGACUUUUAAAAGGAUCUACAUUAGAGAAAACCCUACACACUUAAACAAGACAACAUUUUCCAACUGCUCAUACGAGAGAGAGAGAGAGAGAAAAAUAAAGACACAAUGGAACUUCAGAAACUAGCAAACGGUCACCAUCAAGACUUUCAACAUCUUGAAGAAGGAGAGUCACCUGAACGAGAGGAGUUUUUACCACACAAGAGUGAUGGAGGAAAACCUCCCCAGUUUACAGAUUUUGAAGGAAAGACCUCAUUUGGGAUGUCUGUCUUCAACCUUAGCAAUGCCAUCAUGGGUAGUGGGAUUCUAGGACUGUCCUAUGCCAUGUCCAACACUGGUAUCAUCCUCUUUUUGAUCUUGUUGACCAGCAUUGCUGUCCUGUCAUCAUACUCUGUCCAUCUUCUACUGAGGAGUGCUGGGGUUGUGGGUAUUCGUGCUUAUGAACAACUUGGUAAACGAGCAUUUGGACACCCAGGGAAAAUAUUGGCAGCUGUUGUCAUAACCAUGCAUAACAUUGGUGCUAUGUCUAGCUACCUCUUCAUUGUGAAGUAUGAAUUACCUUUGGUUAUUCAGGCUUUCCUUGGACUUCAGCACAGCAGUGGUGAGUGGUUCCUGAAUGGCAACUAUCUGAUUGUCAUUGUGUCUGUUUGCAUCAUCUUUCCACUUGCCCUGAUGAGACAGCUUGGGUACCUGGGCUACACAAGUGGCUUCUCUCUGACAUGUAUGGUUUUCUUCCUGAUCUCAGUCAUCUAUAAGAAGUUGAACAUCCCUUGUCCUUUUGACGGUUUCAGUAACCACACUGCUGUCAACAUAUCUAUUGAUGGCCAAUGUGAAGCCAAAUACUUCACAAUCAACCAGGAGACAGCCUACACGGUUCCAAUCUUGGCAUUCGCUUUUGUAUGCCACCCCGAGGUGCUACCAAUCUACACUGAACUGCGCAAUCCCACAAAGAGACGCAUGCAGGCCAUUGCCAACGUGUCCAUCCUGGGGAUGUUUGUCAUGUAUCUUCUCACUGCCAUCUUUGGCUACCUCACCUUUUAUUUAAACACUGAGGCAGAACUGCUACACACCUACAGCAAGGUGGAUCCCCUGGACACUCUCAUCCUGUGUGUGCGUGUGGCUGUGCUGGUAGCCGUCACUCUGACUGUUCCCGUUGUGCUCUUCCCGAUUCGCAGAGCCCUUCUGCAGCUUCUGUUCCCCGAUAAGCCCUUUCACUGGGUGCGUCACAUCACCAUCGCUGUGUGCCUCCUCUUUGUCGUCAACCUGCUCGUCAUCUUCGUGCCCAACAUUCGUGACAUCUUUGGUAUCAUUGGUGCGACUUCUGCCCCAAGUUUGAUCUUCAUCCUCCCGGGUCUCUUUUACAUCCGUAUCGUUUCCACUGAGCAAGAGCCAAUGAACUCAAGGCCAAAGAUUCAGGCUGCCUGCUUCACUGCUCUGGGCUUCAUCUUCAUGUCCAUGAGCUUGACGUUUAUCACACUGGAUUGGGUCUAUGGGGAGAACCGAAGUGGAGGAGGUCACUAAUCUUUACCCACAAAACUACAAGGGUCCAAACAGCCUGUUAAGGAGAACACCACCUGAGAGAAAACAAAGCAUCACUUAUAGGCUGGACCCAUCUCACCUCAGAUCUUUUGUCCCACUAAGUUAGGAAAGGACCAAUGUCCUGCCAUCUUUAAAAUUAAAUGUGGAUCAAUCCUAUGAUGUUUCAUGGUGGAGGAUUUCUGGGGGACACAGAAAUGUCACGCCCUGUUGAGGCAGUUGUGUGAUACUGUGACUGUGAUCCAGAACACAGUCAUUUCCCUUUACACGCUCCGUAACGAUAAAUAAUGAUGAUUUUAUUGACGGAACCCCCCCAAAAGCUUUAAAAUUGUGGAAAGAAGGCCAACAUUUUAACAACAGCCAUAACGUACAGCAGAAGCCAAAAAAAAAUGACUGAAGAGGUUGUAUUCUCUAAAAGAAGCCAAAACACUUACUUUUGUCUGUUUUUACUUUUUGACAUAGUCCUACAGUGCAAUCCUAGGGAAACAGAAAACAAUGUAUUUUCCUUCUAAAAUUCUGGUUCAUAACAGUAUGAUAAGAUUUGUUCAGAAAAAACUAUUGGAUAUGAUCAGAAAACAAAAAUAUACAUAAUCUCAGAAUAGCUUUGACAAAGGCUGUAGACCUGAACCGAAUCUAUAAGCAGGGGUUAAAUUUGGAUUUUUGAAAUUCAAACUUUUCUGCAGGAUAGCAUUUAUUUUGAUAGACAAAUGUGAGGUACGUACAGUUGCAGUAUUUUGGUGUAGUGGGGUGGAAUGCCAUCUAUUGUUUUAUUUAGUGAACAGAUGGCUGUCUACGAACUCCAUUUGAUGAGGUGCUUAAUUUGAAUACUGUGAUUUGCAAAGGCAUCUAAGGCAAGCCAAAUCUAACCUGUGAAUUCAGUGAUUUAUCUGAUUUUACCAUAUUAUAAGGUUUUAUUUGGCAUGAGGUUAUACUUUUCCAAACAAAUGAAGGAAAAGUAAAACUGUCUCCAGAAAAGUGUUUAUAUAGGGCUGAAAAAAUACUAGACUGGAAAAAUACAACGCAAAAACAUUAAUUGCUGAACAUUUCAGGAAAGUUAUAUCUGUAAAGUUUUUCUUUUUAACUGUCAUAUACAGUAUACAACACUUUGAUCUAUGCAAUUGUGACAACAUGAUUUAUCAAGACCUUUAAACUUUGACUUUGCAUGUCAAUACAAGACAGCUUUUUCUCUUAGUCUAAUGUAGACUGUGAAACAAUGCAACGCUUUUUGCAUGACAUCAGGGCUCCUCUACUCAUUGUUUGCAGCUCAGGCCAUUGCUUAUACCAAAAAAGGCCAAGUUCCCAGUAUCCUGCAAUACCUAUUUAUUCAGUUUUGUGAUUAAAUACACAUUUUUUCAAUAACUCUGUGCUGGUAAGUUUAUAACAAAAAUUUGCCAAGUUAAAGACUUACAGUUCCAAUGUGAAACACAACACACCAAAUAGAGUUGGCAGUUGAACAAGUUCAUUUUCUACUGCUUUUACAUGUGCUUUUACAUUUGUAAACAUUGGUUUACUGAACUGGCUUUUGACACUGUUAUACUUGCCAUUUUCAAUAAAGAUAGUAAAGUCAGUAUUAAAA
Molecule: messenger RNA, 3257 nt
Organism: Xyrauchen texanus (razorback sucker)
Lineage: Eukaryota; Metazoa; Chordata; Actinopteri; Cypriniformes; Catostomidae
Product: sodium-coupled neutral amino acid transporter 3-like
Exons: 16
Coding region: 254-1666 (470 amino acids)
Biological process (GO): glycine transport; L-histidine transmembrane transport; L-glutamine transport
Molecular function (GO): L-glutamine transmembrane transporter activity; glycine transmembrane transporter activity
Source: RefSeq, a predicted model, not a curated record